AUGUAUAAUCUGUUCAUAUUACCGGGCCAUAAUCAGGAUGAUGUUGUCAUUCGUUUGUUUGGAGUUACGGCUGGCCAAAAUUCUGUUUGUGUGCAAGUGCAUGGAUUUGUUUCAUAUUUUUAUGUAUUAUUAGAAAGUGCAUUCGAAGAAAAACACAUCGAAUAUGCCAAAAAAUAUUUGGAUAAUUUAAUUAAGAGUCAAUUACCAACAAAUAUUGGAAUUUCGAAACAUGUUGAGAAGUUAGUUGUUGAUCUGGAAAUCGUACAAGGCGCCAAUAUUUAUGGUUAUAAGGAGAAUCUAAAUCAGAAUUUUCUAAAAGUAUAUGUUCGUCGUCGAAUAUUUAUGAAUGGAGUUGAUCUGACGAAAUCUGGAAAGACCGAGUCGCUGACGUGUUUUGAAACAAAUAUUGAUUUCGAAAUUCGAUUUAUGACAGAUCACGAUUUGGUGGGCUGCGCCUGGGUUACGUUGCCGCCGAAAAAAUACGAAAUUAUAAAAGAGAAAGAAAUGAUUAGUCGGUGCCAGUUUGAGUGCUCAGUAAGAAAUGACGAUCUAGUGGUCCAUGCGCCUGAUUCAUCGCCAAAAUGGUCAUCAGUAGCACCGCUGCGCAUUCUUUCUUUUGAUAUCGAAUGCACAAAUCGAAAAGGUAUUUUCCCAGAGGCUCAUACAGAUGCGGUCAUACAGAUAGCUAACAUGGUGAAAGUUGAAGGCGAGAAUGAGCCAUUUAUUCGCAAUUGUUUUGUUAUCGGUGAAACAGCGCCUGUUAUUGGCAGUGAAAUCAUUGUUUCUAAGAGUGAAGAAGAAAUGCUUGAAGUGAUUUCUUGUUUUUUUUUUUUUUCCUUUUUCAAGUUCUAUUCAAAGAGUAGAUCGUAAAA
Molecule: messenger RNA, 872 nt
Organism: Gongylonema pulchrum
Lineage: Eukaryota; Metazoa; Nematoda; Chromadorea; Rhabditida; Gongylonematidae
Source: the annotation of a GenBank genome assembly